Molecule: messenger RNA, 1217 nt
Organism: Desarmillaria tabescens
Lineage: Eukaryota; Fungi; Basidiomycota; Agaricomycetes; Agaricales; Physalacriaceae
Exons: 2
Coding region: 252-1097 (281 amino acids)
Source: RefSeq, a predicted model, not a curated record
AGUUUUUACUAGUGAUGCGGAAAUGGGGAUGACGGCAGUCUAUCUGGCUGUGUCCGAUUAUACGAACGGAGCGGUGUUGAGGGUUGAUGGUGGAUUGGCAUUGGUCAUUCCUUGAUUAUUUGGCCAUCUAAUGUAGAUCUCUUCAUGAGCUCAAAUUGCUAUUUGUGAACAUGGCCUCUCCAAAUGGUAGGAGUGUAUAGUUUGGGCUUUCAAGGCUGGAACGUCGUAUCUAUUCUCUGGAUAUUCGCAUAAUGUCCCACUCUAAGGAGGGGCGAGGGAAAGACGUGGUGCUAAGCUUCGGAGCCCCAACGGGCAAGUCAAUCAAUGCAGCAGGAACAAGCUCGUACCGGAAGAUUACUAUAGUACAAGCGUAUUCCUACAAGAACAUGUCGACUACCGGAGAACUAGAAGCCUGUUCGUACAGAGAAUGGAAAUCGGUACUUCAGUUAUUCUUGAAGACCACCUGCAUCUUCAUCAUGGAAGUGCGAUUCUGCACACCCACACCGGCAUCUCGCGCUACUUCUUCCACUCGUUGGGCAAUAGCCCUUAACUGCACCUGCAUGUUCAUAUUCACGGCGCCAACCUGUAAGGCUGGGACCGAGAUGAUUGUCAAGGAAACGAUCCCGGCGUCCUCAUCGGGCACCAUCCUGGCUUUUUCGACCAACGCAUUCGAGGACUCCACGUUGGCGUCGGCUGCGCGCUUUGGGGGGAUAAUGGGCCUGCUAGCUGACGCAAGAUCCGCUUGGGUCGCUGGAAAAAUGUGUCGGCCUACAAUGACGGCCCACUUCGCACGCGAGCCAUAUCAGUACUCAAUCCUACCCAUGUACUGGGGAUACUCACGUCCCAUGUCUCCUCGCAGGUACUGGCGCUAUAGACCCAGGAAAUGGCUCUGUCUUGACCAUUUCCACAAAUUCAGGCUCAGUACUCAUCUGCGACGGAAACAUGCCAAACUCCAACGCGUUCACCCGAAUCGGAAUACCUCUCGCAGCAAAUCUCGUCCCCAGAACGAGGGUGAGCGUUUCCAAGGCUGCUUUGGUUGGACCGUAUGCCAACUCGUAAGCCAAGUUAGUUCUGAGUGGAGCUUGAAGGCAACUUGAAGGAAACGGUAAGCCACAUACGGGAUCUCGGCAAAUCGGGUUUUGGACCAGUACUUUACCUUAGAAUGGAUAUAGCAUUGCAUCAUCUUUUACGCCCAUUUCCUCCUUUCGCUCUCUUCA